Molecule: messenger RNA, 2968 nt
Organism: Thermothielavioides terrestris NRRL 8126
Lineage: Eukaryota; Fungi; Ascomycota; Sordariomycetes; Sordariales; Chaetomiaceae
Exons: 7
Coding region: 48-2477 (809 amino acids)
Biological process (GO): regulation of DNA-templated transcription
Cellular component (GO): nucleus
Molecular function (GO): zinc ion binding; DNA-binding transcription factor activity, RNA polymerase II-specific; transcription cis-regulatory region binding
Source: RefSeq, a predicted model, not a curated record
GGGAUUGAGGGCCGAAAGCCACAGCGGUGCACCCACGGUGCGAGCAAAUGGAUGCCGAUGCGAUGGAUCGGUCGGACAGCGCUCCUCCCGCGCCUGCGGCGGACGCCGCUCGUGGCUCGCCGCGGGAUCAGAACAGUCGCCGAGCUGCUGCGUGUCUCGUGUGCCGCCGAUCCAAGAUCAAGUGCGAGAAGGGCCGCGCCCAGAACGACGACCGCUGCCACCGCUGCCUCCAAUUGGGCGUGCAGUGCGUGCGUCCCGACUUCCACGUCGGCCGCCGCAAGGGCGUCAAAAACAAGCGCACGGGGCUAGAGAAGGCGUUGCAUCAGGUGGAGCAGGCUCUGCGUCGCACCGCAUCUGGCGUCGAGGCGGCCAAGAUUGUCUCGGAGCUCAAAUCCCUUCUCGGUCCGGGACCCCACGGAGCACUGCCGGCCGCCAACCAUGACCCAUCCGGAACCGGCACCGGCACCGGCACCGGCACCGGGACCGCCCAGCCACGCCGGCCUUCGAAGCAAAGCGACAUCCUCCUGCCCGAUGCCUCCUCGGAUGCCGGCGAGAGCUCAACCUCGGAACAGGACGCCAUCAGCAUCCCGCAGGACUCGACGCCUUCCCAGGGACAUGUUGUCGAGGAGAGCUUGGCCGUCGACGAUGCCGAGAACCCCCUGCAGCUGCUCGCCCGAGCGUCCGAUUUGCAUGUCUCACCCAAGUCAAACGGCCACGUGGCUGCGGAAGCUAUGUCUCACCAACACAGCCGUCAGAGCAGACAGAGCGAGAAGAUAUCCGAGGUAGAAAAGUUCUUUAAACUCACCCAGUUCACCCUCGACACGGGCCCCGAUCUAGAUCCCAUCAAUCUCGGCCUUCUGACGCUCGAAGAGGCCGAAACCUUAUUCAGUUUCUUCCACCACAACCUGGCCCACACCCGCUGGGGCCUCGACCCGGCCCUCUACACAGCCUCUUUCACCCGCUCCCGCUCCGCUUUCCUCUUCACCUCCAUCGCCGCCGCCGCGGCACUCUUCAUGCCCACCGCCUCAGCUCUCUCGCGCCGCCUGUCGAACCACUGCAAGACACUCGUGAAUCGCAUCAUCCUCGACCGCUACCGCUCCGUCGAGAUCGUCCUUGCCUUCAUGGUCAACGUACCCUGGAUGUUUCCGGGCAACCACAGCACGGACGACGAAACCUGCUGGUACGUGUCCAUGGCCACCACCAUGGCCCUGGAUCUAUCGUUGCACAAGAUCUUGGUGCCCAUUUCUUCGCUCAGGGAAGGCCCCGGCGGCCGCGGCGGCAGCUUUGGGGGCAUUGCGCGGGCGGAUUGUAUCGAUCCCAAGGUGGCGCUGGCGCUGGAUGGAUUUGGCGAUGUCGAGCCAACUUCGGAGUUUGGGUUGAGAUUGCUCAGGAGACGGGAGAGGUGCUGGAUUGCCUUGUUUGUAUUGGAGCGUGGGAUGUGCUUAGCGAGAGGGCGCUCUUACACUGUGCCUAUCACUCCUAUCCUCCGGGGGUGCGACCAGUGGCACCUCUCGAAUAUUGCCGACAGCAUGGACGGUCAUUUGGUGUCCAUGGCCGUUCUGCGAAGGGAUCUUGAUGAGCUGUUCGCCUCCAUCAGAUCCCUCUGCGAUGAGUCCAGAGACGGCAGGAUAGACGGUUCCAUGGCCGCUCGGUCGAUACAAAUGAUUGUGGAAAAGUUCUUUGACGAAUGGCAUGCCAAAUGGGGCAUUUCCAUCGGCAGUGGCCCCCAGCAUCGGCUGCCGCCCUACGUCCAGAUCCUGGUCACGCACACACGCCUAUCCAUCUACAGCACAGUCAUCAACCACCCGACGGCCCCUACCGAAGUGCGCCACUUCUUCCGUGCCGCUGGCUUGUCAUCGGCGCUAAACGUCAUGCGAGCGGCAAUCCAAGGUGAAGGCCAGCUCUCAAGCAUGCCCAACAACACUGCAAUCAUGAUUUCGUUUGCGGCCUGCUUUGCUUUGCGACUGAGCGGCCAGUUCGCCGGCCACUCGAACCUAGCACCCAGCGUACGCACGUUGAUCGAAGAAACCGCGGAGGUGCUGGAGCGCGUCGGCUCGACCACGGAGCAUCGCAACGGUAUGUCGACAUUAUACGGCAAAUACCUCAAGUACAUCGUCAAGAAGGUUGCGGCAUCUGCACCAUCGACGGCCGAGAACGCCCCACAACCGCGUGGUAUCGCCAAAACCGAGCUGCUCUCACAACACCAUCCCGCGGCCGCUUAUCCACGGGGUCACCACACUCGCACCAGCUUCGGCGUGGCAGAUGCCAUCCACCCCAGUCCACCAGUCUCGGGCUUCAUGGAACAGCCGCUUUGGUCGGAGCCGAUCCAGUUCUCGUCCAUGUCGGACGACCAGAUUGUCGAGGCACUCAGCCGGGUCAACAACGAGUUUGAUCCGGCGCUGAGCAUGUAUCCUUGGGACGAUGCUGCCGCUCUGGAUUGGCUCAAUUGGUCUAACCUCCCUGACUUUGGGACUUAAGCACGGAACUCAAUCUCAAGCUGUCGCGCGGGCUGCUGAUGAGGCGGUCAAAUUCACAAGUUCCUGCAGCUUCUCCAUGAAGACGAAUGUCAGAACGGUGUGCGGUCUGUCGCCAGUCAGCGGGGAGCUUUCCUUGAAGAAGAAGUUCUCAGGCCACUUACGUCAGCCGCAACCAAGCCGGCGUCCAGCCUUUCAUGAGAAACUUAGGCCCUUCGACUCUCAGUCCUUCGCCGAUGACCUGCAUUACCUGGGGGCCAGUCAGACGUCCACUAGCCCACGCUCUGUUACGGGAUGAAGAGACGUACGCUCGAACCCUUGGCGGCGCUCUGUAUUCUGCUCUUGAGCACGUCAGCCGGCGCGCAGACCGUUGUGGCCACCGUUCCGGCAAAAAGCGACGCGAGCGCGUGCGUGCGGAUGUCGUCCUGGAGCUGGGUGCGCGAGAGGAUGGCUCGUUUCGCAGCAGCAUAUCUAAUGUUGUAUGUCAGUUCUUG